GAACCAUAACACAAAUGUUGAGGUAUUUUUUAAAACACAUAAAGAGAAAGUGAAUGUAAACAGAAGAUAAAACAUUUGGAAAGAUCAGCAAGUUUACAGCUCAGUUAUAGAUGUAAAUGCAUACAUACUUUACAUUGCAUAAUCAUGUUAUUAUUUUUUAUCCCUGACCACAGCAACAGAGAGGAGCAGUGAUAUUAUUUCCUGAUGUUUUCAGGCUCUGUCCAUUGAGGUUUAACCCUCUUCAAGCAUUACGGUAAUCCACCAAAUAGCCCAGGGAGGAAUUUCAGGAAUGUGAAAAGCUCCUAUUCAUAUUGAAACUAGAUUAAAAGGUGCACAACUUAACACUAAAUGCUGGUUUUAACACGAGUAACUAAAUACAUGGCUACUGACAGAAGGCCUGGCUUCUAUACUUUGUAUCAAGUUGGAUAUGUCAGAACUUCUGCUGGAUUCAUUGAUUCAUCCUCUCUUCAGAUUUACUGAAUGCCCUGCUGGCUGUGGAUGAAUUAAGCAACAGAGAUGUACACAAAAGUGGUGCUGUCAAUUAAUAAAAUGCAUGUAUUGAUUAUUUGAAAGACUAUACAGUGUCAAAGAACUUUGAUAAAGUAAUCAAUAGUGUCAGCUUUUCCAGUGCAUUGAACUCUUCCCCACAUGAAAAGUUACAUUGACAUCUGCCUAGUAACAGCAGUUCCUGCCAUUGGUGCACUUCGUCUCCUCCCGUUUGUGUGUGGAUUAGUGAAAGUCUUUAAACUUUAGCAUUUGACCUGCAAUAUGUCUUCAUUGUAAAGAAGUGUUUGUGUUUUGUGCGUUUGUUUUAAGUUAUAAGGAAUAAUCACUUUUGUGAGGAUUAUCACAGAAAGCCUAAUGUUCAAAGCAGUUCCAAAGGCUAAAUAGUAGAUAUGAUUUUGUUAUGGUCAAUAGCUUAUAUAAGUCUUCUGUUAUGUUCAUAGCUUAAAUGAUAAAAUAAUCAAAUGACUGAUCUUACAAACCUACAGUCAUAGUGCCUCAGAUUACAGUUGCAGUUACAGAUGUUGACUCAUCUGUCCUCAAACAAGCACUAAUUCUCACACUCCAAUUUGGUUGAGUGUGGGUGAGCCACAUGGUGAGGUUUAUGCUGUUCAUUUCAUUGCAAUGUGCGCAUGAAGUGGUCAACAACUCAUGUUUACAUAUUCUCUAAGUGAACUGAUGCUGUAAUAAACUACAAUAUAGAGUUUCUACAGGUAAAAAUGCAUUGAUAGGUAGCCUAUAACACGUUGACUGUGCUUAUUAAAAGGUAGUAGGCUAUAGGCCUAAUAUAAUUUCAUCCUCUCCUAUCCUUUUGUUUUUAGAAUACUGGGGAUUAACAAAGCCGCAGUAUAUGUUUUGUGCUCCACUGUUGUCCCAUGUGCUCGCCUCAUGUUCACUGAGAGAGCUGCUGCUUUUAUUCAGACCUGUAGAAAGACAGAGGAAGAAGGAAGAGGGGGUGUAAGCUGUUAUCGCCCCCUACCGACGCUGAACUGCCAGCCUGCCCCAGUCAGCGCCACUACAGCGGGGGAUAGACGUCCUCCAGAAUCAGCUCCGGACCUCCCACCUCUUCCUCCGAGGCUACCAGGCUAUAGGAGGAGGGGUCCUGCCCUGUCUCUCGCGCUUUCCUUAUGUAUAUGCAUAUAAUAGAAUCCCUUCCUAGCGCGCUCCCUAGCACACUGCUUGUCUCUUUGAUCCCCCCCACCCCCUUAACAACAGCUGACGUCACCGCGCGCACCCAUCCCACCCAGUCCUCCCCCUCUUCAGCGGGCGCUCGCAUGUAAACUUUGUCUGUGUGUGCGUGUGCAUUUGCCCGUGCGCGAGCACGAGGCAAGGGUUUUUGUCUCGCAGGGGGAAACGCUGUGUUCUUCAGAGGGCUCGCGCACACCGGAGAAGCAGCAGCACGCAGCAGCUCAGCCAGAAGAAAGUAAUUUAAAUUUAGCUGACUGUGGCCUUCUGCCUGCUGUAGCCUGCGCAGUCUCUAGUAUAGGAACAUUUGAACAGGGCGGCACUAAAGUUUAUAUCGGCGGUGAAAAGAAGUUAUUAUUAUUAGCUGUGGUAGCCUACUAUGGAGGACCAGCUGCUGUGCUGCGAGGUGGACUCCAUCCGGAGAGCCUACCAGGACAUCAACCUGCUCAACGACCGAGUCCUGCACACCAUGCUGAAGGCAGAGGAAAGCUACCUACCGUCACCAAACUACUUCAAGUGUGUUCAGAAAGAAAUUGUACCUAAAAUGAGGAAAAUAGUUGCGACCUGGAUGUUAGAGGUCUGCGAGGAACAGAAAUGUGAGGAGGAGGUUUUUCCGCUGGCUAUGAACUAUUUGGACAGAUUUUUAUCAGUGGAGGCCACCAGGAAAACACGGCUACAGCUGUUGGGAGCUACAUGCAUGUUUCUAGCAUCCAAGAUGAAGGAGACUGUCCCCUUAACGGCGGAGAAACUUUGUAUCUACACGGACAACUCGGUUCAGCCUGGAGAACUGCUGCAAAUGGAACUGCUGGUUCUCAACAAGUUGAAGUGGGAUCUGGCUUCAGUCACCUCUCAUGACUUCAUUGAGCAUUUCCUCUCCAAGCUGAAGAUCUACCCAACCACCAAGCAGAUCCUCAGGAAACAUGCCCAAACCUUUGUGGCUCUCUGUGCUACAGAUGUUAACUUCAUCGCCAGUCCUCCGUCUAUGGUGGCGGCAGGCAGUGUGGUGGCAGCUGUUCAAGGUCUCUACCUGAAGAGCCAAGAUACCUCCUUGUCCUCCCAGAACCUCACCAACUUCCUGUCACAGGUCAUUCGCAGUGACCCGGACUGCUUACGGUCCUGUCAGGAGCAGAUAGAGUCUCUGUUGGAGUCCAGCCUGCGGCAGGCUCAGCAGCACAGCAGCACAACAGAAUCCAAACGUGUGGACGAGGACGUGGACCUGUCCUGCACCCCGACAGACGUCAGAGACAUCAACAUCUGAAAUGACAGACAGCUGUGUCUCACCAUGACCUGGUGAUUGAGGGAAAGCUGUGGAUAGAAGGUGACAACAACGGGCUGGGGGUAUGCCUCAUCUGAACUCAGCCUCCCACUCCUCCUCCUUCUUCUUCAUGGAGGGCUGCUAUCAUGUUUGCUAUGUCACUCACAUGCACGCCGUCUGCUAUGAAUGCCAUGCCAAGACAGAGUGCCCCCAACCUGCAACGAACCCAGGUCACAUUUCCUGAGUGUUCCCUGCCACCAUGCGAAAAGAAACAAACACCAGAGAAAUGUACCAGAGAGAACAGACAGUGAAUGUUGAUGACCUGUGUGGGCUGGAACUGAAGUCAAUGUUUUUUUCUUAUUCCCUCAAAUAUUACACUAGGAAUCUUUCAAUUUCCACAGACUCAACUUGCCUACUAAAACAUCCCAAAGUGUCUGUACAGUAGGUCCUCGUAGUCUGUCUUCAGGUCUUCACCUGAAGUCUGACAUUUAUUAAAGAGAAGAGGCUUUUUUGUUUUCACUUCUGUUCUGUUAUAUUUAGAAUGUUUUAGCCUUGAUGUCCGAGCUCCCCUGUUUGUCUUGUUGCAUUGCAGACAUUUAUAUAUCCCUGCUUGCUUAUGUUUAGUCACUUUAUUAUAUAUCAUGUUAGACCUCUUUAUCAGUUAGUCUUAUACCUCUUUUCUUCCAAAUGUUUUGUUUUACAAACCAAGUGUAGAGUGAGACGCUCUGUAUUUUCACUCUAAUGAAUGUGGACUGCUUAUGGUAAGUUUUGGACAGGUGUUCGUGUGUUGAUGACAUUUGCUUGACCCAUUUCAGCUUGCUGUAAUUUGAUAAGAUCAAAUCGAUACAGAUGCAAGCAGAGCAAUCCACAAUCUGUUAUGUUUUCUCUCUUUGUGUAGUUAUACCUAAUACCAUUCCAACUUUGUUUUCUAAAGAAAAAGCACUUUUGGUCAGCGCUGCUGGCUCAUCUAAGAGGAAAUCACAGUGAAUCAGUUUGUAAACCAGCAUGAAAAUGGAAUGGGGGUUUAAGCAGGAGUCUUGUGACAGAGAGUCAGAGCAGCACAUGCAUACAAUUGCACCUGGAUGUAAUUCUUUUAAUGGGACACAAAUUGAGCAGUAUGGCAGAAAAAAAAACAAGACUGAAUGCUGCUUGAGACUGCCAUGAGUCUCCUAGGGCCAGUGGCUUGCUGUAACUGCCUUUCAAGUCUCAGAUUAAACUUUUAGUUCAACAAAUGUCUCAUACAGGCAGAGUCACUUUUAGAUCUCAAGAAAUAUCAUUGUGUUAGUUAAACCUGAGCAUGCAGAGCCAAAAACUAAAGGUCCAGAGGUAAAAGGAAAAAGAAGCAUUAUUUUUAUUGUUAAAAUAAUACUUUAUUUUUAUAUAGUAAAACAUAUUAUUUAUUUUUUUAGCUUGAAUUGUCUAGUUUGCUAACAAACUGUGGCUCCACCUGCUGAUGUUUAACUCAACCAGUGAGCAUAUUUCUGCCUUCAGAGUAGCCCUGCUAUCCAGAAAUAUUUGUGAAACAGUCUGACUCUAAAUUACCAGCAUGGCAUCCCCUUCCAUUGCUCCAUCUUACUUCACAUACUGCUUGUGGAUUCUGGAAAGGGGAUGAAGCUAAAAAAGAGGAGUGUUUAGACUAUUGACGUGAUUUUGCACAAACCUAAAAGACAUGGGCUACGUUUCUUGCCUAACUUGCCUAAAAAACAGUGGAGAGCAAAGCUGGCAAGAGUACAGGGGCAUAAAAAGGAGGCAAAAAGUGGCAAAAAGGGUGACCGCUCAACAGCGAGGUAUGUCUUAAUGCUGUAGAGUUCCAGUCAGGGUUCCUACACAGGACAGGCAAGUUGACAUGAGCAGGUAGAAAUAUACUUUAUAUAUGAAGAUGAACAGAUUACUACAGGCAGGAGUGCUCUCUUCAAAUUCUGGAAAAGGUCUGUGACUGUUAAACUGUGUAGGAACUCUGCAAAUUAGGUUUCUGAUUGUACCAUGAGAAUAGAGAGUAGGAGAGAAACACUCCUUGUUUUCUGCUGCUAUAGAAAAUAAAUCCCAGCUACAUGUUAAAAAAAAAAAAAGGAAAAAAGAUGACAUAAAUGUAAUGGAUUAAAAUUGAUGCUUUUCUCCUGUUGUUUGCUGCUACAUUUUUGGUUGUUUUUAUACAGAUAAAUGUCAAUAUACUGCCAUUCUAGGUUUGAAUUUUCUCAUAGAAAAUUGCUAUUGACAUCCUCAUUUGUUGUUUUUAUGUAGAUUCUGUGUGAUCCGUUUUUGUUUGUAAUUGCAUAAUAUGAUCCAUACUAUUC
This is a messenger RNA of Monopterus albus (swamp eel), 5238 nucleotides long. It is a transcript of the gene ccnd1, whose product is annotated as cyclin D1. The record is from RefSeq and is a predicted model, not a curated record. The transcript has 5 exons. Bases 2069 to 2947 code for a protein of 292 amino acids. NCBI's taxonomy places the organism in Eukaryota, Metazoa, Chordata, Actinopteri, Synbranchiformes, Synbranchidae.